Trichobilharzia regenti is the source of this 1429-nucleotide messenger RNA. The record is from the annotation of a GenBank genome assembly. NCBI's taxonomy places the organism in Eukaryota, Metazoa, Platyhelminthes, Trematoda, Strigeidida, Schistosomatidae.
GCAUGAGUAAUACAUGUUCUAACUUCUUACAUGACUUACCUCUCUCAGACGAAAUCAACUUCGUCAAAUAUGCAGAUGACCUGACUGUUUCGCUUCCCGUUAAGUCUCAGUCAGACUGCUUCAAAUUAAAUAGCUUCCUGUCGGACAUCAGUCAGUGGUCUAAAAUAAAUGGCCUAACGCUGAAUCCCUCAAAAUGCCAGACUGUCGACUUCUCCUUUAGGCAUAAACGAGAUCUACAAACACUAGUAAGCACUCAUGAUGUCUGUAGAAUCGAGGGGACUAUAAUUGAAACAAAGUCUAAUGCAAAAUACCUCGGAUUAGUUAUAUCUUCCGACCUUACUUGGUCAUCUCAUAUCCAAAUGAUUUCCAAGAAAGUGUUUCGUCUAACCUACUACAUUAAGAAACUCAGACUAACUGGAGUCCCUCAACCUCUGCUUACACAAUUUGUCAACUCUCGUAUCCUACCUAUUCUACUUUACUGUUCCCCGUUAGUCUUUCCUGGGUUACUGAAAAAGGAUUAUACCAUCCUGAGAAGGAUGUUGAAGGUAGUUAGCAGGACUAGCGGUGUAAAACUCAGUCAGCUCGUCACAACAUUAGUGGAUAAGCAUCUGAAUACAUGUGAGAAAUGGUCUAAAACCAUACUCUCUGACCCCCAACACCCCCUCUAUUCCCAACUCUCUCCCUGCAUCUCAUCAGGUAGAACCAGGAAUCAGUAUAAAAUAAUAUAUGCUCGUACAACCAAGUAUAGGAACUCAACGAUACCAUAUUUGGCCCGUGUUCUAAGUGACAGAGACAAUGUUAGACGUGAAACCUAUGACUUGCUUUGUUGUUAAUAACAUAAUUUUGGCCCUUGUUUUUUUCCCCCUUACACUCUCUUAUUUGUACUCUAUAGUGAACAACCUUCUUAAACAUACUUAGCUGCUUAAAAUUAUUAUCAUUGGCUUACAUUUUUAUUCUUUAUUCUAUUCCUUCUUUGUACAUCUACUGGGUCCGACUAUAUUAUCACUAUGAUUAUUAAAAAUUGUCCCGUCAUUAACCAUCAUGUAACAUUAGUUUUGUGGUUGUUCUUUGUUCGGCACUAUUUAACUGACAAUCUUGUUUGUUAUUGCCACUAUCACCAUCUUAAAAAUUUUGUAUUAUGCAUGAUUCCUCACACUGUCACUACAAACAACCGCAUUAGUACUGACAAAAAAAAAACCUGAAAUGUUUAUCUUAUGAUUGCUUAGUGUUGUUCAAUCAAAUUAACUGAUCAUCUUGGCUAUAAACAUUUUUUUAAGAACAUCUCAUAAUUUCCCGUAUGAUUAUAGCUGUUACUGUUCACCACGCAUACACAUAUCGUAGCUUCCACUAACAAAUACUGAAAUAUUUUUUUUCAUUAUUUGUGUUGAUCUUCUUUUUUUACUCAGUAUUUUUAUUUGCUUUUUUUUUG